Molecule: messenger RNA, 5676 nt
Organism: Ochotona princeps (American pika)
Lineage: Eukaryota; Metazoa; Chordata; Mammalia; Lagomorpha; Ochotonidae
Gene: C5
Product: complement C5
Exons: 41
Coding region: 1-5043 (1680 amino acids)
Cellular component (GO): extracellular region
Molecular function (GO): protein binding; endopeptidase inhibitor activity
Source: RefSeq, a predicted model, not a curated record
AUGGGCCUUUGGGGAGUACUGUGUUUUUUAAUAUUCAUGGGGAAAAGUUGGGGACAGGAGCAAACAUAUGUCAUCUCAGCACCCAAAGUAUUCUGUGUCGGAGCAUCUGAAACUGUUGUAAUUCAAGUUUAUGGAUACACUGAAGCAUUUGACGCAACAAUCUCUAUUAAAAGUUAUCCUGAUAAAAAAAUUAGCUACUCUUCAGAGUAUGUUAGUUUAACCCCCGAAAAUAAAUUCCAAAAUUCUGCAACCUUAACAAUACAACCCAAACAGUUGUCUGGAGGACAAAAUGCAGCUUCAUAUGUUUAUUUGGAAGUUGUUUCAAAGCAUUUUUCAAAAUCCAAAAAAAUUCCGGUAACCUAUGAUAAUGGAUUUCUCAUCAUUCAUACAGACAAACCUAUUUACACUCCACAUCAGUCAGUAAAGGUUAGAGUUUAUUCAUUGAACGAUGACUUGAAGCCAGCCAAGAGAGAAACUGUCCUAACAUUCAUAGAUCCUGAAGGAUCGGAAAUUGACAUGGUAGAAGAAACUGAUUAUACUGGAAUCGUCUCUUUUCCUGACUUCAAGAUUCCGUCGAAUCCUAAAUAUGGUGUAUGGACAAUUACAGCUAAAUAUAAAGAGGAUUUUUCAACAACUGGAACAGCUUAUUUUGAAGUUAAAGAAUAUGUCUUGCCACAAUUUACUAUCUUGAUAGAACCAGAAAGUAAUUUUAUUGGUUUUAAGAACUUUAAGAAUUUUGAAAUUACUAUAAAAGCAAGCUAUUUUUAUAAUAAAGUAGUCUCUGAUGCUGAAGUUUUUAUCUUUUUUGGAAUAAGAGAAGACUUACAGAAUGAUCAAAAGGAAAUGAUGCAUAAAGCAAUGAUGAGCACAAUGUUGACAGAUGGAAUUGCUCAAGUCACAUUUGAUUCUGAAGCAGCAAUUAAAGAACUGUCAUACAACAGUCUAGAAGAAUUAAACAACAAGUACCUUUAUAUUGCAGUAACAGUCACAGAGGCCACAGGUGGAUUUUCUGAAGAGGCAGAAGUACCUGGCAUCAAAUACGUCCUCUCUCCCUAUACGUUGAAUCUGGUUGCUACUCCUCUUUUCUUGAAGCCUGGAAUCCCCUACUCUAUCAAGGUGCAGGUUAAGGAUACGCUUGACCAAUUCGUCGGAGGGAUUCCAGUAACCUUGAAUGCACAAACAGUCGAUGUCAACGAAGAGACAUCCGACUUGGAGUCAAAGGAGAGCAUAACACGUCUCAGCGAUGGAGUAGCCUCGUUUGUGGUUAAUCUGCCAUCUGGAGUGACGGCACUCAACUUUGACGUCAAUACCAAUGCCCCAGAUCUUCCAGAAGAAAAUCAGGCCAGCAAAACUUUCCAGGCAGUAACAUACUCAUCUCUCAGCCAGAGCUACCUGUAUAUUGACUGGACUGAAAACUAUAAAGCCUUGCUUGUGGGACAACAUCUCAAUCUGUUGGUUACCCCCAGAAGUCCAUAUAUUGACAAAAUAACUCACUAUAAUUACCUGAUUUUAUCCAAGGGAAAAAUUGUGCACUUUGGCACAAGGGAGAAACUUUCAGAUUCAUCUUAUCAAAGUAUAAACAUCCCAGUGACCCAGAACAUGGUUCCUUCAGCCCGCCUCUUGGUUUACUAUAUCAUCACAGGAGAGCAGACGGCAGAACUAGUGUCUGACUCAGUGUGGUUGAACAUUGAAGAAAAGUGUGGCAACCAGCUUCAGGUCCGUCUGUUUCCAGAUGUGGAUGCAUAUUCUCCAGGUCAAUCUGUGUCUCUUAGUAUGGAAACGGAGUCACAUUCAUGGGUGGCAUUAACAGCAGUGGACAGUGCUGUGUACAGCGUUCAAAGAACAACCAAAAAGCCCAUGGAAAGAGUGUUUCAAGCCUUUGAGAAGAGUGACCUGGGCUGUGGAGCAGGUGGUGGCCGCAACAAUGCAGAUGUGUUCCGUCUAGCUGGGCUCACCUUCCUCACGAACGCAAAUGCAGAUGACUCCCAAGAAAGUGAUGUACCUUGUAAAGAAAUCCUCAGGCCAAAAAGAACACUGCUAGAGAAAAUAAAUAAAGCAGCUGCCAAAUACAAGCAUAAAAUGAUAAAGGAUUGUUGUUAUCAUGGAGCCCACCUUAACAAAGAUGAGAGCUGUGAGCAGCGAGCAGCCCGGAUUACAAUAGGCCCAAAGUGCGUCAAAGCCUUCAGUGAAUGCUGCAUCAUCGCAACAGAGUUCCGUGCUAAUAUGUCUCAUAAAAAUAUCCAACUGGGAAGGUUACAUACAAUGCCCUUGUUACCAGUAAGUAAGCCAGAAGUCCGGAGCUAUUUUCCAGAAAGCUGGUUAUGGGAAGUUCAUCAUGUUUCCAGAAGAAGCCAGUUGCAGCUUGUGCUACCUGAUUCUCUAACUACGUGGGAAAUUCAGGGUGUUGGCAUUUCAGACAGCGGUCUAUGUGUUGCUGACACUCUCAAGGCAAAGGUGUUCAAAGAUGUCUUCCUGGAGAUGAACAUACCAUAUUCUGUCGUCCGAGGGGAACAGAUCCAAUUGAAAGGAACUGUUUACAAUUAUAGGACUUCUGGCAUGAUGUUCUGUGUUAAAAUGUCUGCUGUAGAGGGAAUCUGUACAUCCGGAAACCCAGGCAGUGAGCGUCAGGGCAGGCGGCCUCCCGCAUGUGUGCGCCAGAGGGUGGAAGGCUCCUCCACGCACUUGGUGACCUUCAGUGUGCUGCCGCUGGAAACCGGCCUGCACAGCAUCAACUUCUCCCUGGAGACUCCAUUCGGAGGAGAAACUUUAGUAAAAACCUUACGAGUGGUGCCAGAAGGUGUCAAAAGGGAAAGUCACGCCGGUGUUACUCUGGACCCCAAGGGUAUUUAUGGUGUCAUUAGCAGACGGAAGGAGUUCCCAUAUAGAAUACCAUUAGAUUUGGUCCCCAAAACAAAUGUCCAACGGAUUUUGAGUGUAAAAGGACUACUUAUAGGUGAGGUCCUGUCUGCAGUUCUAAGUCAGGAAGGCAUCAACAUCCUAACCCACCUCCCCAAGGGCAGUGCAGAGGCGGAGCUGAUGAGCGUGGCCCCAGUAUUCUAUGUUUUCCACUACCUGGAAACAGGAAAUCACUGGAAUAUUUUUUCUGACUCACAUACUAAAAAACAGAACCUGAAGAAAAAAAUGAAAGAAGGCAUAGUGAGCAUCUUGUCCUACAGAAACACCGACCAUUCUUACAGCAUGUGGAAGGGAGCAAGUGCGAGCACUUGGUUAACAGCUUUUGCUUUAAGAGUGCUUGGACAAGUGAAUAAAUACAUAGAGCAGAACAAAAAUUCAAUUUGUAAUUCUUUAUAUUGGCUGAUUGAGAAUUGUCAAUUAGAAAAUGGAUCUUUCAGGGAAAAUUCCAACUAUCAACCAAUAAAACUGCAGGGUACCUUGCCUGAAGAAGCCAGAGAGAACUCCUUGUAUCUUACAGCCUUUGCAGUGAUUGGAAUUAGAAAGGCUUAUGACAUAUGCCCCCUGGUGAAAGUCAGCACAGCUCUAAUGAAAGCUGAGAACUUCCUGCUUGAAAACAGUCUCCAGGCCAAGAGCACCUUCACGUUGGCCAUUGCAGCCUACGCUCUUUCCCUGGGAGAUAGAACUCACUCACAGUUUCGUUCCAUCGCUUCAACUCUGAAGAGGGCAGCUUUAGUUAAAGGUGGUAACCCACCCAUUUACCGGUUUUGGAAAGAUGGUCUUCAACAAAAUAAAGAAACUUCCACACCUAAUGCUGGCACAGCCGGCAUGGUAGAAACCACUGCCUAUGCUUUGCUAACCUAUCUGAACCUGAAGGAGAUGAACUAUGUUAACCCAAUCAUCAAGUGGCUAACUGAAGAGCAGAGGUAUGGGGGCGGCUUCUAUUCAACCCAGGAUACCAUUAAUGCCAUUGAGGGCCUGACUGAAUAUUCUCUCCUGACCAAACAACUGCAGUUGAAUAUGGACAUCAAUGUCUCUUACAAAAACAAAGGUAACUUCCAGCAUUACAAGAUGACAGAGAAGAAUUUCCUUGGGAGACCUGUAGAGGUGCCUGUCGAUGAUGACCUUGUCAUCAGCACGGGACACAGCAAUGGCUUGGCUACUGUGCAUGUCACAACUAUAGUUCAUAAAACUAGUACCUCUGAGGAAAUUUGCAGCUUUCAUUUGAAAAUCGAUACCCAGGACAUUGACGCAUCCCACUACAAUGGCUACAGCAAAUUGGGAUACAAACGCAUAAUAGCAUGUGCCAGCUACAAGGCCAACAAGGAAGAUUCGCCAUCUGGAUCCUCCCACGCAGUGAUGGACAUCUCUUUGCCCACUGGAAUCAGUGCCAAUCAAGAUGACUUAAGAGCUCUUGUGGAAGGAGUAGAUCAACUAUUAACUGACUACCAAAUCAAAGAUGGACAUGUGAUUCUGCAAGUGAAUUCAAUUCCUUCCGGUGAUUUUCUUUGUGUCCGAUUCCGGAUAUUUGAACUUUUUCAAGUUGGCUAUUUGAGUCCUGCGACUUUUACAGUAUAUGAAUAUCACAGACCAGAUAAACACUGCACCAUGUUUUACAGUACUUCCUACUCCAAAUUCCAGAGAAUCUGUGAAGGAGCAAUGUGCAAGUGUGUGGAAGCUGACUGUGGGCAAAUGAAGGAAGAACUGGAUCUGACAAUCUCUGCAAAUACUAGAAGAGAAACAGCAUGUAAACCUGAGAUUGCAUAUGCUUAUAAAGUUAGUGUCACAUCCAUCACUGAAGAAAAUGCUUUCAUCAAGUACACAGCAACCCUUCUGGAUGUCUACAAAACUGGGGAAGCCGUUGCUCAGAAAGGCUCUGAAAUCACAUUCAUUAAAAAGACAACCUGUGCGAAUGCUGACCUGGUAAAAGGAAGACAGUAUUUGCUUAUGGGGAAGGAAGCCCUGCAGAUAAAAUACAAUUUCAAUAUCAAGUACAUCUACCCAUUAGAUUCCUCCACCUGGAUUGAGUAUUGGCCUACAGAAACAGCAUGUUCGUCGUGUCAAACAUUUUUGGCUACUCUGGAAGAGUUCGCUGAAGACAUCUUCUUAAAUGGCUGUGAAAAUGCCUGAAGGCAGUUGGCUGCAGGCAGGUUUCACUUUCGGAGACUCCUAAUGCUGAAGCCCCAUUUUUGUAAACAUCCACAGCUGGUCUCACUUGACAAUCUCACUAUACUUAGAAUUAGGGGCACUAGCUUUUUAUUAGAGAAUGACUUUAAAAACUUUGACUCUCAGAAGAAUAUGGCUUAGGGCAGGGAGGUGAGGGACAUGAAGAUGGAGAGUGCAAGGUUAUUGGACGCUAGGAGCCGUAACCCGGAACACCGCCUAAAACCUCCCACUCGGGAAUGUUUGCUGGGGCUGGGAUCACUGCCGCAUUGAAAUGGAGCAUCUCACCCAAAACAUAGCCUUUGCUUGAAAGAAAAUACCAAGGAACACAAAACACAUCAUUAAAACCUGACUUUGCUUUGAGAAUUUGCUAAAUGGCAUGUUGUUUUCUGCUAGUUCAGCUUCAGUCACCCCAAGACAGCCAAAUGGAGAAAAUAGUAGAGAACCUUUGCCCUAAUAUAGCCUAACCCUGGGGCCCUUAGCAAAACUGAGGGUGUUGGAGAAUGUCUCUCCUCCCUGCCCUCCCCAACCCUGGCCCUAUGGCCCUCUCCAUACCCAGACUUGCGAUCCCGCUGGCCCUUUCUCUCCCUCCCAGCACAG